Lymnaea stagnalis (great pond snail) is the source of this 2241-nucleotide messenger RNA. NCBI's taxonomy places the organism in Eukaryota, Metazoa, Mollusca, Gastropoda, Lymnaeidae. The record is from the annotation of a GenBank genome assembly.
CCAUUUAAAUAUGGCAGUUUCCAUAGAGUUUAUUAGAAAUAAACAAAAGCAUUUUUGUAAGUACCCGGUAUAAAAAUUGGGCUAAUAUUAAUUUAAAAAAAAAAAAAUCUUUGCAAUGCCUAGUGGUAACAAAUAUUCAUAGAAAUGAAAGUUUUAUGGAAAUAGAUAUACUAAGCCUAAUGUAAGACCCUAUGAGGAUAUUUUAAAUCUAAAUAAUCAAAACAAUGAAAUGAAUCUGAUUCCAUGCCAUGCCCUUCAUAUCUACAAAAUUUGAUUGAUUUUUUUUUUAAUUGAUCAUCUUGAUUGCCUUACCUUGAACAUGAAGAUGAAAUACACAUGUCUGAAAUACCCAAGUCAAGCCAAGUGAAAUGACCUUGACACACCCAAUGUCACGCCCACCAAGUACAGGUCAGAAAUUAAAUUGAAAUCAUUUCUAUGAUUUAUACUAUGAUACUAUGGGCAUGGGUGGGUGGCUAUACUAUGGAAUAAAUAAAUGAUUAUGAUUAAAAGAUUCUCAUUCAGAUUAAGUAAUUAGUAGACACAAUUUGUGUAAAUAAAACAAUAUUUGAAUUAUUUGCUCAGCUUUACUGAUGAUUUUACAAAUACACAUAUUAUAAUAAAAUUUGACAAAUGACUUCAUCUGUAAAAAAAAAACAAAACAUUUAAAUAAAUUUAAAUUAAAUUUACAUAAUAUUUAUUUACAUGUAUCCUACCUAAAAAAGGAGUGAGAGUGGGAGCAAACCCGGACUAAAACAAAGUUAAGUUAAGAAGAACAGAAAGGAAGUGAUUGGAAGUAAAAUUUAAAAAACAAACCCCUUUGGCUGGAACUUGGAACACAUUAUAGUUAUAGAAAAUGAAAAAAAUUACACUUUUUUUACAUGGACAUGGCUCCGUUCUUUGUCUGGCCUGGGUAUAUGCCUGUUGUGCUAAACACAGCGUUUCUGAGUCAGGGUCCGGGUCAGCUCUAUGUUAAAUAAGUGGCGGUCACAAAAUAGUCCCAUAUAAAAUUGGUCAGUCCAGCACCCCUAUAUUUAUAAGCCCUUUACUCAGUUCUAAUAAAUCAUCUGCUCCAUCCAUGGUCCAGUAAAUUGUAUCACCUUAGCCAUAUAAAUGAAGUAAUUUCUUGAUUUUGAUGUGUGGUUUAUUUCUAGAGCAAAUCAGAGACAUACAAAGGCGACAUCCCAAGCUACAUCAGCCAUGUCAACUCUGAAGCCCAGCUUAAAGAUGGGAAAGAAUCUGGGGACGACAGGGGUCAGUGGGGCAGUAAGGCAGAGUUUAUUCUGUCAUGUAUCGGACUCUCUGUGGGUCUGGGCAAUGUCUGGAGAUUCCCAUAUUUGGCUUACAAAAACGGUGGAGGUAUGUGGAGGAAAUGUCAUCAUGAUUCACAUCACCAUCAUGUUGUCUUUUUAAAUUUUUUUUUUUAUUUUGGGGGGGGGGGGGGGGGGGGUUUGUUAGAAUAUUUACAACUUUUGAAUUCCAGGUAACCAUUUUACAUUUAGUUUACACUGCAGCAAAUAUAUUAUUUGUAUAAAACUGAAGAAACAUUUUAAUUAUUUGGGAGAACAAGUCAUCUUAAUACUAUAAAUUAUAAAGUAUGUCCAAUGUCCAAAUAAAUUAAUUUUUUUAUUCAUUUUCACAUUUGUGUUCGACUUUGGUUUAUCUGUUAAGAGAGACUUUGGGGGAAAAAACAUUAAGCAAACUAAAAAAAAAUAAAAGAUUGUAGUAUUGGGUUGUUACGCACUUCUACAUCUAACUAAAGACAGUAUAGUUAGUAUUUAUUUUUAUACAAUCAAAUUUUCGGGACAUAAACUUUUUUGCUCGUGCAACUGAUUUUUUUUUUUCUUUAAAUAUAAAAUUGUUUGAUCCAUUUUAAAAUGACCAACGAGAAUAAAUGUCACAAAAUUUGACAGGUGUCAGGCAUUAAAAGAAUUAACGAUCUUAUUAGAGUAAACAAAUAAGUUAUGCAGAGUUGUUAGACUAAGCCUUAUAUGACCAGCGCUUAGCAGCACAACUCUUAUGCGUGAUUUGUAAUGUUGAUGUUUUGUUAAGUUUUUUAAUGAGUCCAGCGACACAUUGUUCACGAUGCAGGCACAACCUCCCUGGUGUAAAUUGUGGUCAUUGUCUUUCUCCCAGGCGUGGGCAGCUGCCGCCGGGCAGAUGUUCUUCUCCCUGAGCGUGUCAUUUGGUGGCAUCAUCAUGUUUGGCAGUUACAACAAGUUCAACAACAAGGUCUAUGGGUAA